AUGCUCAUAAGCACCUUAUACCAAUCGCUGACUUCCAAGGAGGAUCUCUCCAGCGCCAAACCACGCAAAUACAGACGUACCAACAGCUUUAAUCCCAGCAAGGUUAGAAUUCACAAUAUCCAAGUCAGGCAAAUACAAGACGUGGGCGAGGAAGAAAACUACGUGCCCAAACAUUUCCAUUCGAGGAAAUAUAAAGACCACGUCUCAAUUAUCAUCAUGCAUGAGCAUGACAUGCCUGGAAAAGUGAGGGAGGAGAGGAAUUCCCUAGGGAAGGGGACAGGGUUUCCGGAGCCUUUAUGUGAAGAUCGCAACACUACACUCCCACACCCCGACGCCGAUACAUCCCCAAACGCCACAAUUGAAGCAAAAGAUAUCCCGCCCGUCCGAGUCCAUUCCCGGCAUCGUCUAUUUCUCGGCAGACACCAAUCGAAGACACGGUCUCAUGGCGGAACUCUUAAUGUACAGCCGAUGGGGCUGUAUGACAACAUUCAAUAUGCCGACGGGAGUGUGGAAGAGAUUGGUUUGAUGGAGGAGAAAAGUCCAGACAAGGAGAGUAAACACGAUAGUGUUAUUGAUGGUGUGGCAAGUGCGAGUGAAGAGACAUUAAUCAACGCGAAGCACCUAGAGGAUAGCGAGCAUGAUAGCGAAAAAGAUAGCGACAGGGAUACCGCGAGCCAGCGUGGAGAGAAGAAGAGACGCAGAGUCCUGAGAAAACUGCGCUGGCAGAAAUCAUGA
Venustampulla echinocandica is the source of this 735-nucleotide messenger RNA. RefSeq lists its product as uncharacterized. Lineage: Eukaryota; Fungi; Ascomycota; Leotiomycetes; Helotiales; Pleuroascaceae. The coding region runs from base 1 to 735 and encodes 244 amino acids. The record is from RefSeq and is a predicted model, not a curated record. The transcript has 2 exons.